AUGACUCAGCUCUUCAGCUCUUCAUCCUCGAGUUCCUCCGCGAUGCACAAUGAGAAACGGAACCUUUCUGGCAUGUCGAGCUCCUCACGGCAGACGAAUGGCACAAAAGAUUUUCCUCAGAGAAUUAAGAAUUUUUUUCGCAUCACCAGUUCGGGAAGCAACACUGUUAUCGGCACUGACGGCCUUCCGACCCCCAAGUCCGAGACAAAGUCCUUUAGACAAUCACGCUUUCUCGGUGGUAUAACUCGCAAUAGGUCACAGACAGUAGCCAGUGAAGGAGAUCCUUUGGAGAACGGCAUGUCGCCCACGGCGCUGGCGAACCCCUAUUUUGCUCACCAAGGACCCCCCACAUUGAGACAUCACAAUGACAGCAGCGUGCCUCCUUCGCCACCAGAUACACCUGUUCAUACAAAGGUGGAAGCUGUGAGCGGUGCGAAUGAUCAGGCCACAGCAGCAGGGAAGGAAGAGCUGGCUCGACAAUUACGACGAGUGGCAUCUGCUCCCAAUGCUCAAGGGCUGUUUCAGAGCUCAAAACACAAUGAGAGACCAUCAUCAGCGGGGUUAGGGAAGGAACCGCUGGCGCAGAAUGGAGAAGAUUCGUCACUAAGCAUGGCGGACCACAACAAAGGUCAUCUGUUACCUGUACCAAAUGCGGAUGGCAAGCUACCUUCUCCGGGACAAUUACGGCAAUCGAUAGCGUUUCGGAGAACAUACAGCUCAAACUCGAUAAAAGUUAGAGAAGUGGAGGUUGGACCUGCAAGCUUUGACAAAAUCAAGUUAAUCGGCAAGGGAGACGUAGGGAAGGUAUACCUUGUCCGCGAGAAACGGUCAAGUCGAUUGUAUGCCAUGAAGGUCUUAAGCAAGAAAGAGAUGAUCAAGAGGAACAAGAUCAAGCGUGCACUGGCAGAGCAAGAAAUCUUGGCUACCAGUAAUCAUCCGUUCAUUGUCACCUUGUACCACUCGUUUCAGUCAGAGGAUCAUCUUUAUCUUUGCAUGGAGUAUUGCAGUGGAGGGGAGUUUUUUAGAGCACUGCAAACACGGCCAGGGAAAUGCAUUCCGGAGGACGAUGCUCGUUUCUACGCAGGCGAAGUCACGGCAGCACUCGAAUAUCUACAUUUGAUGGGCUUCAUAUAUCGAGACCUAAAGCCCGAAAACAUCCUGUUACAUCAGUCUGGCCACAUCAUGUUGUCAGACUUUGACCUUUCGAAACAGUCUGGCCCUGACGGCGCCCCGAAAAUGAUCAUCGGCCGCAACGGUGCCACUCCGACCUCCCUACCCACAAUCGACACCAAAUCCUGCAUAGCAAAUUUCCGAACCAACUCUUUCGUCGGUACAGAAGAAUACAUUGCACCAGAGGUCAUUAAAGGUUGCGGUCACACAAGUGCAGUGGACUGGUGGACGCUUGGGAUACUGGUGUAUGAAAUGCUCUUCGGCACCACACCAUUCAAGGGCAAAAGCCGGAAUCAAACAUUCGCCAACAUUCUCCGCGAUGACGUGCCAUUCCCAGAACAUUCCGGUGCUCCGCAAAUAUCGCACCUCUGCAAGUCUCUCAUCCGCAAACUCCUCAUUAAAGAUGAGCUCCGCCGCAUCGGUUCCCGCGCCGGCGCGUCCGACGUGAAAACGCACCCAUUUUUUCGCUCAACUCAAUGGGCUCUCCUCCGUCACAUGAAACCCCCCAUGAUUCCUCACCAAGGCCGUGCUAUUGACACUGUAAACUUCCGAAACGUCAAAGAGUCGAAUAGCAGUAUGGACAUGGGUACUGGGACAGGCCUAGGCGGAGGCGUUAGCAAGGAUGGCAUGCUGGGCGUACCGGGAAGUGCGCUGAAGGGCGUACCGCUGGAUAGCGGUAUUGCGACGCCGGCAGGGGAGAUAGCGGAUCCGUUUGAGGAGUUCAAUAGUGUUACGUUGCAUCAUGAUGACGAUGAUGGGGGAGGAGGGAGAAGAAGAUGA
Letharia columbiana is the source of this 1950-nucleotide messenger RNA. RefSeq lists its product as uncharacterized. Gene Ontology annotation, cellular component: nucleus; cytoplasm; plasma membrane. NCBI's taxonomy places the organism in Eukaryota, Fungi, Ascomycota, Lecanoromycetes, Lecanorales, Parmeliaceae. Gene Ontology annotation, molecular function: ATP binding; protein serine/threonine kinase activity. The record is from RefSeq and is a predicted model, not a curated record. Gene Ontology annotation, biological process: protein phosphorylation. The transcript has 5 exons. The coding region runs from base 1 to 1950 and encodes 649 amino acids.